UUGUUCAAGAGAUUUUGUAAUUAUUAUUGUUCAAUAGUAAAAUAUUCUGAAUAGGUACCUAUUUUUUUUCAGUUCUAUCAAAUAUUUAAGCAAUUGGUGGAAUUUUAGAUGUUUGAUAUUGGUGUUUUUCAUAACCUUGGAUAAUUUCUUUGUUUCUUUGAUAGCGCAAUUAUUUUACCCUGUGAAAAACUAAAUUUGUAACAUCGAAAAUGGACAGCGAUUUUGCUUUAGCUGCUAAGCAAAUAUUAGAAAACUGUGAAGCAAACGUUCCCCGAGAACACGAUCGUGUCUAUAAAGACGAAUGUCUUUAUUCAUUUGAUUCUCCAGAUUUUGAGGGUGGCCUUUUUAUUUGUUUAAAAACAUUUGCUGGGUUUGGGUAUGAUCAUGUUGAACGUCAUCAUAGAAAAACUGGAUGUUCAGUGUUUUUACAUAUGCUUCGACACAAAAUAGAGGUUGAAACCAAAAUGACACAGGUAGGUGAUGCUCCAACUGAACGGAAAGUUACUAGACUUGCUAUUGGCGUAGAUGGUGGAUUUGAUCCAGAUGCUGAAAAUAAAAAGUAUAAAACAAUAGAAGAAUAUUCUAUAGUUAUAUUACCAUCGUUUAAAUCCUUUCCAUUUGAAACAAGUGAAUUACCACAGAAAGUUAUUGAUUCUAUAAAAGGUAUUAUUGAAGCUAAAUCUGCUAAUUAUUUAGAUGAAUUACAAAGUAUGUCUAGCACUUGGGAUGGUGAAGUUCGACAAAAAACUAGAUAUGCUGAUAUAGAACAGUUAAAUAACGGGAAAAUAAUUACUCCAAAUGGUUGGAAGUGUGAUUAUGAAGAUUGUGAGAAAGUCGAUAAUCUAUGGCUUAAUUUAACUGAUGGUUCAAUUUAUUGUGGUCGGAAGUUUUUCGAUGGAUCCGGGGGAAAUGGACAUGCUACUCUUCAUUAUGAAGAAACUCAAUAUCCUUUGGCUGUUAAACUUGGUACUAUUACAAAAGAUGGUAAAGGAGAUGUAUACAGUUAUCCAGAAGAUGAUAUGGUAGAAAAUCCAAAUCUAAUCAAACAUCUCUCACAUUUUGGUAUUAAUAUUUCUUCUUUGGAAAAGACUGAAAAAUCAAUGGUAGAAUUAGAAUUAGCUUUAAACCAAAAGGUUGGUGAAUGGGCAACAUUACAAGAGAGUGGAAGUGAUUUAAAACCAAUUUUUGGUCCUGGUUACACAGGUAUUCACAAUUUGGGAAAUUCUUGUUACAUGAAUAGUAUCAUACAAGUUUUAUUUUCUAUUCCGGAUUUUGCCGAUAAGUACUUUUUAGGCUCAAAAGAUAUAUAUGAAAUGUGCCAAACCAACCCCACAGAAAAUUUUGAUGUACAAAUGGCAAAAGUAGCCCAUGGUCUAUGGUCAGGAAAAUAUUCAACGCCACCUACAGAAGUUGUUGAAGGAAAAAAAUAUUGGCAUCAUGGUAUUAGACCAACUACUUUCAAAUCGUUGAUCGGUAAAGGACAUCCCGAGUUUGCUUCAAAGAAACAGCAAGAUGCACAAGAAUUUUUUUUGUAUUUCUUGUCAUUGAUAGGGCGCUAUUGUCAACGUUCUCAAAACCCAGUAGAAUGUUUCAAAUUUAGUAUUGAAGAACGUUUUCAAUGUUCAAUUUCAGGAGAAGUUGAUUACAGCUAUAGACCAGAAUACUGUUUGCCAUUGUCCAUUUCACUUGACGAUAUUGUUAACAAAGCCGAAGUCGAAGCUUUUAAGCAAAAACAAGCUGAGAACGAUAACAAAGACGUAAGUGAAGUAGUUCGGCCAAAAUUGAAAUUUGCUUCUUGUUUAAAUUCUUUUGCCCAGCCAGAAGUCAUUGAAGAAUUCUUCAAUACUACAUUGGACCAGAGAACUACUGCAGAAAAGAUUACAAGAUUUGCUACUUUUCCUGAUUACCUCAUGAUACAUUUAAAAAAAUUUACACUUCGUCAAGAUUGGACUCCUAUCAAGUUGGAUGUAUCUGUUGAAAUGCCUGAGGAUAUGGACAUAGAAUAUCUAAGAGGACAUGGUGCACAAAAGGGGGAAAACCUCAUGGUAGAUACUAUAGAACCUCCACCAGUGUUUGUGUACGAUGAAAAUAUUAUGUCUGAAUUAACAAAUAUGGGAUUUCCUCCAGAUGCAUGCAAGCGUGCAAUGUAUUUCACAAGAAAUAAAAGUCUCAACGAUGCUACAAAUUGGCUUAUGGAACAUAUAUCAGAUAAUGAUUUCUCAGAACCCUUUGAAAUACCAGGAACAAAAAUUAAUACAGAAUUUUUGCCUAAUGAAGAAGCAGCUGCUAUGAUAAUGUCAAUGGGUUUUGAACGAAACCAUGUAAUUGCUGCUUUGAAAGCCACUGAAAACAAUCUAGAUCGUGCUCUUGACUGGGUAAUGAGUCAUGGACCAGAAGAGAUACUCUCAACGGAAGAAACAGCAAAAAGUAAAAUUUAUAAACCCAGAGAUGGAAAAGGAAUAUAUAAGUUGUUUGCAUUUAUAUCUCACAUGGGCAGUUCUUCCACAGUUGGACAUUAUGUUUGCCAUAUAAAAAAGGAAGGACGUUGGGUAAUAUACAAUGAUGAAAAAGUAGCAGUUUCUCAAAAUCCUCCAACUGACUUAGGUUACUUAUAUGUUUAUAAAAGAAUGUCUAAUGAUCAGGUUAUGUGAUGUUAUUUUAUAAUAAUAUAUCAUGAAGUAUAAUUUUAA
This is a messenger RNA of Metopolophium dirhodum (rose-grain aphid), 2690 nucleotides long. RefSeq names its product ubiquitin carboxyl-terminal hydrolase 5-like. Gene Ontology annotation, biological process: protein deubiquitination. The transcript is spliced from 15 exons. The record is from RefSeq and is a predicted model, not a curated record. Bases 210 to 2651 code for a protein of 813 amino acids. NCBI's taxonomy places the organism in Eukaryota, Metazoa, Arthropoda, Insecta, Hemiptera, Aphididae. Gene Ontology annotation, molecular function: cysteine-type deubiquitinase activity; zinc ion binding; protein binding.